AUGUCGAAAACUGAAGAAACUUUACGCAAUUGUGGUCGUUGGAUAUGUCAUUCGUUUGAUAUAUUAAAAGCAAUUAUAAUACGAAUCAUAUUUGCACUUCAUGCGACAAUUGCAAUCAUGCGUAUUGUUAUUGCGAAAGGUGAUUAUUGGUAUCUACUGAAUAUGUGCGGAGUGAAUUUUCUUCUUAUUGAACUUGUUAUAACUGUUGUUACACGAAAAGGAAAAGAGCCUAAAUGGUUUUCUCCAUGCUUUUUUCUCUAUAUAUGUACAAUGAUACCGCCAAUAUGGUUUCUUGAAAUUCAUCGAAUCAAUGUUAAACUUGGCGUUGACUUAAUCAAUCAGACCGAAGUUGAGGAAUUACAAAAAAUUAUUGGAAGAGAUUUUGUAUCGGGAACCAGUCUCAUCAACAAAAAGAGACUAAUGAUGCUCACUAUUGAAGAUUGGGUUGUGGCUAUUGAAGUAACAUUUUUAAUGAUUAUUAUUGUUGGUCGUUGGUUAUUACCAAAAGGAAAAAUUAGUCGUUCUGCUCUCUCUCAACUUUUACUUGUUUAUCUAUCGUUAGCAUCGGAUAUGAUCGAUUUAUUAUCAAUAUUUCAAGAAUAUGAAGUUAUAAAAAAUAGUAAAAUGAUCUAUUCAACAUUGUCGGUUUUUUCUUGGUCAACAUUUCAAUUUAGUCUAAGUCUUGUUGCAUCACGCGGUCGAACAUUCCGCGUAGAACCAGACCACCGCUGUCAAAAUAUUCAACAGCAAUCUCGACGUUCAAAUCCACAACGCAUUAAAACUACCUAUCAAAAAUUAGCCAGCAGUGAACUACCAUCUAUAUUUAUUACAAUAUUAAUGCAAGAUUUACCAUUUGUUGUCAUUCGUUUAAUUGCUGUUAUUCAUUUUAAAGUAAAUUCGUAUACGACAAUAUUUUUCACUUGCAAAAAUCUUAUUAUUUUAUUUUUACAAUUCUAUCGUCUAUGGUCAAUUUGUAUUGAACAUAUUGAUCAAGAUGAACAAAUUGAUUUCGAUAAACGUUCAGCAAAACAUCGAUUACCAUCUGUGAAAAAAAUGACGACUACUACUACUAUUCCAUUGAUGGCAGCAUGA
This is a messenger RNA of Rotaria socialis, 1092 nucleotides long. Lineage: Eukaryota; Metazoa; Rotifera; Eurotatoria; Philodinida; Philodinidae. The record is from the annotation of a GenBank genome assembly.